Haliotis rubra (blacklip abalone) is the source of this 2249-nucleotide messenger RNA. RefSeq names its product neuronal acetylcholine receptor subunit non-alpha-2-like. Gene Ontology annotation, biological process: signal transduction; regulation of membrane potential; nervous system process. NCBI's taxonomy places the organism in Eukaryota, Metazoa, Mollusca, Gastropoda, Lepetellida, Haliotidae. Gene Ontology annotation, molecular function: transmembrane signaling receptor activity; extracellular ligand-gated monoatomic ion channel activity; neurotransmitter receptor activity. The record is from RefSeq and is a predicted model, not a curated record. Gene Ontology annotation, cellular component: membrane; neuron projection; synapse.
AGCCCCAGCCACAGACUCCACUGCCAUCUUGCUUCAGCCAGAUACAGAUCAGGUUACGCUGCUACUCUUACAGUUUACUCCACCAUUUUGGUUACCCAUUGUCUGUGUCCCUCCGAGUUUUCUCCACCUCGCAGCUCUCCCUGCCUCAGUGACAGUGUUAUAGUACUCACACAUUCAAAACUGUGUUCUAUAUUCUUUAUGAAAUGAAUAUUUGGAAUCAGUCAUAUUUGGACAACUUUGUGAAGAAGACUCAGUUCUGUCAAAAGGAAACUUGACAGUUGCAUAUUGUACAUUUUGAUUUCAUGAUAACACAAAGGUUCAGAAGUCAGACACAAAAAUUAUCAUGCAGAUUGUGUAUUAAUUCGAGAAACAAACUGGACAUUGAGUACUACUGUGAGGGGGUUUAGGGAUGUGCUCAAGCAAGGAUGUUGUCAGAAGACAGUGGCCACUCCCUGUAUGGGCCUGUGGGGUGGGGCAUAUCCUAGGUGUUGUGUAUGUGUUGUGUCACCCCCAGGGUCCUUCACACCUACAGGGAGGAGACUAGUAGGGUGUCUGUAGGGGAGAUGACAGCCGUGGCCGGCCCCUCCAGUCAUGCAUUGUCACAGGUGGAGACCCCGAAGAGCCCUUUUGCAAAUGGUAAUGGCCGACUGGAGAGCAUCACCCAGCUACAUGCAGCUGCUGUCAAUGGCGACAAGCCCACCCUCACAAGGCUUGUUGCAGUGAUGUACUGUGUGUCUGUGGUGAGGUCCCAACAGGCCUUCUCUCAGGAUGAAUACAACCUCCGGAUGAUGAAGCUCGGGCCAGGAAGCAAUUACAGCCAUAUUGUCCGACCCUCCAGGCAGGUCCAGACACAGAUACGGUUCAACCUACUCACCAUCAACGACCUGAACACCAGAGGACAAACCAUGACGACGACAGGAUGGCUUACAGUUAAAUGGACAGAUCCACGUCUGCAGUGGACACCGGCAUCACAUGGAAAUGUCACGUACUUGUUUGACACAGAGAAGGUCAUCUGGCGACCGGAAGUAGUCAUUGACAAUGCUUUGAUCAAGUUUCAUUUUCCAGUUCUACGUGCUUGUUCCUGCGUCAUACACCUGCUCCUCUCACUUUCAGAGUUAAUGCAAAUCGGCGUCAUAGAGGACGAUGACCUUCUGAUACGUGUCAAGCACACCGGGGAAGUGACAUGGGAGCCGCCAGGGCUGUUCUCUACGUCCUGCGACAUUGACGUCACGUACUACCCCUUUGACCGCCAGGCCUGCACUAUAGAGCUCACGAGUUGGAGCUAUAACAUCCACGAAGUUAAUCUCACACAAUUGUCAUCUGAAGUCUUCUCGGGCGACUUCAGCGAAAAUGGAGAAUGGGAUCUCAAGUCCACCUCAGUGACCCCCAAGACCCUGGUAGAGGCUGAAGGGACGUUCUCCCAGCUGGACUUUACCCUCCAUCUACAGCGGCGUGUGACCUACUACAUCCUUAGCAUCAUCCUCCCCAUCGCCCUCACCUCUAUCCUGAGCGUCAUCACCUUCACCCUGCCCUUCGAGUCGGGGGAGAAGGUGAGCUACGCCCUCACCGUCCUGCUGUCUUACGCCGUGCUGAUGUUGUUGGUGUCAGAAAACAUCCAUACCACCUCAAUCACCGUCUCCGUCCUCGGUAUAUAUUUGGCACUUAUCUUGUUUGUUGGAGCAAGCACGACCGUCAUCACCGUCAUCAACAUACACCUGUUUCACAAACGGUCCAAGCCACCCGUCUCCAAAACAGCAAGAGCUUUUGUCUCCACCGUCCUCUUGAACAUGGCCGGCUGGAAAACCCCGGAGCAGCGCGUACAGAAAGCGAGCUCAUCUUCAAAGGUGAAAAUCGUUCCCUACGAGGACACAGAAAUGAACCAAAAUCCGAGCAAGCGCCAGGCCGAUAAACCGGGCACCGAAGCGUUCUCGAAGGAUGCAUCAUUCUAUUCAUGGCAAGAAAUUGCCCUGAUGUCGGACAUCAUGUGGUUUCGAGUGUAUGCCGUGUUUGUGGUGCUUGUCACUAUUGUGUUCAUGAUCUGCCUUCCCCUUGGGGGCCACCUAAACUAUGUAUGACUCAAGGACAUGAUGAAAGGUCUGAUUUUUCUCCUGUCCAUCCAUUUGCCGUGAGAAAAGGAUAGCUUUAUUGCGAUUCAAAUUCAUUUUAAUGUUACCAUACCAUUUGUUAUAAUAGGUAAUGGAAACCAAGCAAGCAUGUAUCUCUUUUGAAAUAAAACACAAAUAUCCCCA